AUGUCUCAUAUAAGGUCCAUUUCUCUUGAUUAUGGUGGAAAAAGGGUGACUGGAGAAGAGCUGAAGAUCAAAAUCGCAAGUAAAAUAAAACUUAUGCAAAAAGGAUUAAAUCCUGUAAAUUCCUCAUUAACUUCAAAAGUAUCACUUCACAAUAUCGAAAAAGCUAAAAAUGACCUGACGAUAAGGAAACGAGAAUUUGACAGCAGCAUAUCAAAAGAAAUAGAAAAAAUCAGAAAUGAUGUGCCUUUGAAAAGCAAUACCAUGCAUAAUAAGACACCAAGCCAAUUGAUAGGACAAUUAGAAAAUUUGGAUUCGAACCGUAUGAAGCUAAUGAAGCCGAGGUCAUCAACUGUGUAUCCUAAUAGGAAAAAGGGUGGGACCACACGAAGGCAGCUUGCAUCAUUUUCUGAUAAUUUAGAAUCACGAGACUAUUCUAUUGACCUUUGUCCAAAAUUAAAGCUCUCUGGGUAUUCAUUUUUGAGGUCUGUUUAUAAAUCAAAAUCUAGCAUUGAGACGUUAAGAAAAAGACUAGAAUCCUGUGAAAGUUUAAGAUCUCAUUGUGAGGAGUAUAGCAAAAUAGCCAAUAAAAGCAUCACUGACUUUGGCGAGAUUCAGAGUGCCAAAGAAUGAGUCAAAGAAUUUGAUGAAAAUACCAAAAUGGAGUAUGGAGAAAAAGAUCCUGAAGGCAUGAAGGACGUAAAAAAUUAUAAUAAAGGAGCCGAUGAAAGGAUGAGAAAAUCGGGGAAAUCUAUUAGAGAAGAAGAGGACAAUAUAACAACUUUUAUUGCAGGAUUAGGCAAAAGAAAUAUAUGGAAAUUUGCCACACCUUCAUUUAUAAUGAGAAAGAGGAUUGGGGAACCCCGAAGCAAGGACGAAAUUCUUCAGGUGAUGUGAUAGUGGAGGUUAAAUAAGGGCUUAAGCUCUUAAAUUAAUUAAUGCGUAUGACGCACCUUCAUUUAACAAGAAAACUGAAAAGCUUUUAAAUUCGAUGCCUAUUUAUAGGUACGGCACAAGAUAA
This is a messenger RNA of Blepharisma stoltei, 1018 nucleotides long. The record is from the annotation of a GenBank genome assembly. NCBI's taxonomy places the organism in Eukaryota, Ciliophora, Heterotrichea, Heterotrichida, Blepharismidae.